AAGGAAAAGCCCAUCCAACUGAAAUCCAAAUAAUCUUCAUGCAACUCUCCACUUAUGUCCUUUCCCUCCAAAAGCCUCCGUCUCUCUCGUACCGCCACCGUCUCUGCCACCACUCUCUCUCAAAAAGACCCUUUCGGCACAAACUCAUCUGCUCGCUCGCCAACUCAGCCGAUCAACGCUCAUCUGAACUCGUCACCACUCUCCAGAGCGAAACCCUAAAAACCUUAGAAUGGCCUUCCCUUUGCAAUUACCUUUCUCCCUUCACAUCUACUUCCAUGGCCUUCUCCCUCACCAAAGCUGCCGCAAUUCCCGUGGGUCAAUCGCGGGAAGAUUCCCAGAAGCUUCUCGACCAAACCACUUCCGCUUUGCACGCCUUGGAGGCCUUGAAGUCGGAACCGUUGGAUCUCUCUGUAAUCGAAGACGUCUCGGAGAUCCUUCAUUCCGCGGCUUCAGGACAGGUGCUAACAGUAAGGGAGCUUUGCAGAGUUCGUAGGAUGCUCGGUGCCGCGAGAGCUGUCUCGGAGAAGUUGGCAGCUAUCGCUGAAGGUGGUUCUUUGGAGAGGUACACUCCAUUACUUGAAAUACUUCAAGGUUGCAAUUUUCAGUUGGAGUUGGAGCGAAAGAUAGGAUUUUGCAUAGACUGCAGCCUUUCAACUAUCCUUGGUAGAGCAAGUGAAGAAUUGGAGCUUAUUAGAGAAGAAAGGAAGAGGAACAUGGAAAAUCUGGAUUCUCUGUUGAAAGAAGUAUCAGUUAGUAUAUUUCAGGCUGGAGGCAUUGAUAAACCUUUAAUAACCAAGAGGCGGUCAAGGAUGUGUGUGGGCGUCAAGGCUACCCAUAAAUAUCUACUUCCAGGUGGUGUGGUUCUAAAUGUUAGCAGUUCCGGCGCAACAUACUUUAUGGAGCCCAAAGAAGCAGUUGAGUUGAACAACAUGGAAGUAAAGCUUUCAAAUUCUGAAAAAGCUGAAGAAAUGGCUAUCCUAAGCAUGCUUACAUCUGAAAUAGCAGAAUCAGAAGCUGAGAUAAAGUAUUUGUUGGAUAGACUUAUAGAAGUUGAUCUUGCUUUUGCUAGAGCUGCAUAUGCUCAGUGGGUGAAUGGUGUCUGUCCAAUUUUAAGUUCAAAGGAAUCUGAAAUGUUAAUUUCUAAUGGCGCAGAUAAUGCUUUGUCAAUAGAUAUUGAAGGGAUGCAACAUCCGCUUCUCCUUGGGUCUUUUCUAAGUAAUUCCACAGAUUUUAUCACAUCCAACUCUAUGGGUCCAUCUGUUUUGGGCAAUAAAAGUGGUGAAAUGACUCCUAUAAAGUCUUCAAAAGUUGUAUCCAACUUUCCCAUUCCUAUAGAUAUUAAAGUUCAAUGUGGAACGAGGGUGGUCAUUAUUUCAGGACCCAAUACAGGAGGUAAAACUGCUUCAAUGAAAACUUUGGGAUUGGCAUCUAUUAUGUCAAAGGCGGGCAUGUAUUUGCCUGCUAAGAAGCAGCCAAGACUUCCAUGGUUUGAUCUUGUUCUUGCAGAUAUCGGGGACAGCCAGUCUUUGGAACAAAGUCUUUCAACAUUUAGCGGGCAUAUAUCACAAAUUUGUGAGAUCUUGGAAGUAGCCUCAAAAGAAUCACUUGUCCUUAUUGACGAAAUUGGUAGUGGAACUGAUCCUUCAGAAGGUGUGGCUCUCUCCACCAGUAUCUUACAAUAUCUAAAGAAUCGCGUUAAUUUAGCUUUUGUGACAACUCAUUAUGCGGAUUUAAGUCACCUUAAGGAAAUGGACCCUCAGUAUGAGAAUGCAGCCAUGGAAUUUUCUUUGGAGACCUUACAACCCACUUACCAGAUACUCUGGGGUAGAACUGGUGAUUCCAAUGCAUUGACUAUUGCUAAAUCAAUUGGUUUUGAUGGAAAUAUAAUUGAACGAGCAAAGAUGUGGGUUGAGAGUCUAAUGCCAGAAAAGCAGCAGGAGCGCAAAGGUGUGCUGCAACAAUCGCUAAUGGAGGAAAGGAACAGUUUGGAAGCUCAGUUCAAAAGAGCUGAAUCUCUUCAUGCAGAAAUUAUGAAACUUCAUCAUGAGGUUAGGAGUGAGGCAGAAAAUCUUGAAGAGCGUGAGAGAGCUCUCAGGGUGAAGGAAACCCAAAAGGUUGAACAAGAACUAAAUGCUGCAAAAUCCCAAAUUGAAACUGUAGUACAGGAAUUUGAGAAUCAGCUCCAAACUGCUAAUUCUGAGGAGUUCAAUUCGUUGGUUAAAAAAUCGGAAUCUGCGAUUAACUCCAUUCUAAAAGCUCAUCAACCUGGUGACAGUUUCUCUUCUACUGAAACAGAUACAAGUUCAUAUCAACCUGUGUCUGGUGAGCAAGUCCAUUUAAAGGGACUAGGAAACAAGUUAGCUACUGUUGUUGCAGCAUCUGAGGAUGAUGACACUGUUCUAGUCCAAUAUGGUAAAAUUAGGGUCCGUGUUGAGAAGAGUAAUGUUAGACCAAUUUCAAGUAGCCAACGGAAUAAUGCGAUCAGCUCUCGGCAGAGUUUUGAAAGACAGGGAGAACAGAGCAGAGAGGUCCCCAGUAAUUCAGAUGCUACAGAAAGUGGUGCAAUUACUUAUGGCCCAUUAAUUCAGACAUCAAAGAACACUGUAGAUCUCCGCGGUAUGCGAGUGGAAGAGGCUGAAAUCCAACUUGACAUGGCUAUCUCAGCAAGAGGAUCAAAUUCAGUUCUCUUCAUUGUGCACGGCAUGGGCACUGGUGUCAUUAAGGAGCGAGCACUGGAAAUGUUAAGAAAUCACCCACGCGUGAUGAAGUAUGAACAGGAAAAUCCAUUGAAUUAUGGUUGUACAGUUGCUUAUAUCAAGUAAAGGACAUUCAUGUUCCUUUCACUUGACUGCACUUUCAGUAUAUAUUUGUAUACACAAUGCGGCCAACUUUUAGAUUAAUUGGCUAGUUUGAUUGUUUCCCUCAGUUCCCAGGCCUUGGCUUGGCAUGAAUGAUUCAUCAAUGAAAGUAAGCUAAUAGAUCUGAGUAGCAAGUUGUAACGGUAACAAUACUAAUUGCUUUCUUUAUCCAUUAAUCCUAGCUGUCCAGUUUGAAUUUUUCUGAAUAA
This is a messenger RNA of Gossypium raimondii (Peruvian cotton), 3067 nucleotides long. RefSeq lists its product as uncharacterized. Gene Ontology annotation, biological process: negative regulation of DNA recombination; mismatch repair. The transcript has 5 exons. The coding region runs from base 39 to 2822 and encodes 927 amino acids. Lineage: Eukaryota; Viridiplantae; Streptophyta; Magnoliopsida; Malvales; Malvaceae. The record is from RefSeq and is a predicted model, not a curated record. Gene Ontology annotation, molecular function: mismatched DNA binding; ATP binding; ATP hydrolysis activity.